Molecule: messenger RNA, 1296 nt
Organism: Scomber scombrus (Atlantic mackerel)
Lineage: Eukaryota; Metazoa; Chordata; Actinopteri; Scombriformes; Scombridae
Product: complement C1q tumor necrosis factor-related protein 3-like
Exons: 3
Coding region: 40-801 (253 amino acids)
Molecular function (GO): protein binding
Source: RefSeq, a predicted model, not a curated record
AGUUUAGGAGACUGAGAGAUCUUGGAUUCAACUGACAGGAUGACAUUUACAGUGUUAUCUUUUGUGUUCCUGUUCUGUGGCUUGACUUUGGCCCAGGAUGAUGCUAAUGCUAAUGACAUAGAAAUAAAUGGUCAAAUGCAGUCUGUCUGCUCACCUGACAUGUGCGAUCUUCUAAUUAAGUUUGGUGCCAUGGGAGAAAAACUGCAAGUUAUUGAAACCAGACUGAAGGAGACUGAAACCAAACAGAAGGAGAGUGAUGCCAAACUGAAGGAGACGGAAACCAGACUGCAGGACAGUGAAAUCAAACUGAAGGAGACUGAAACCAGACUAAACAACAGUGAAAACCGGCUCAGGAACAGUGAAAACCAGAUUAUGGAUCUGAUAAAUAAAGAGAGAACCAAGGUAAUAUUCAGUGCAGCAGCAGGUGGCAGCGGAGACAUCGGACCAUUUAACACAGCCACGACUUUGAUCUACAGAGCAGUGAUAACAAACAUCGGUGGUGCCUACAGUCAAUAUACAGGUAUCUUCACUGCACCAGUGGCAGGCGCUUAUUACUUUACCAUCUUCUAUCAUUCUGGUGGAAAGUAUCAGGGAAAGCUUCUCUUGUUCAAAAACAACGAGCUGAUGGUCAUGACCCAUGAUCAUCAGUCAGACGUUGAUACAGCUGAUAAUGGAGGAAACGCAGUGUUCCUGCAGCUGCAGCGAGGUGACCACGUGUACGUCCGUUUGGAUGAGAACUGUUAUGUUUGGGGAUAUGAGCACCAUACAACUUUUAGUGGUUUUCUGGUCAGUCAAAUAUGAGAAUGGACAAAUAAUGUACCAAUUUAUUUUAAUACAGAAUCAAUACUUAGAUCUAAAGAUACCUUCAAACACUUCACAUCAAUAAUACAUUUGUGACCAUCAGAAUUUAAAUUCAGUUACUCAUUUUGUAAAUCCAGAGAAAUAAUUCACUUGUAAUGCAAUGGAUCAUCUUUUAUUUACUGCAUUGUGUCAUGAAGCUGACAGUUUUGUCUCAUAAACAGAUUUAAAGCAGAUAAAAGCUGAACCCAGAAUAUUGUUUGUUUGUAGGAAGUUGAACAAAAGUGUCACUAAAUUCUGACAUUUGAACACUGGAUGGAUUAAAUUUCAUGCACCUACAUGUUCUGUAAUAGUUUACUGCUGUAUGUCAUGAAUCAUAUCAGUAAUCUGCACAGUGUGUAUUUGUCUGCCUAUAAUCCAUUGAUAUUGAUAUUCUACUGUACAACCAAAACAAAUAAAUACACUGAAAAACUCAUACUUUUUGUUGUUUAAUUGUGU